UGACCUGAGUCUUAUAUGGAUAUUGCCGUCCCCCCUGUGCCGGCUGCCAGUUCCCCCGCUGUCGCUGGGUCGACCCCUGUCCUCCAUCAGAUCCUCGCUGCAGUCACCCAGCUGCAGGAGACGCUGGCUGCAACGAUCUCCAGGGUGGCGGCCUUGGAGCAGCGAGUCUCCACGCCCCCGCCUGUGCGUGAGAUCUCCUCCAUCCCGGCCCCUGCUCCAGCUUCAGCCUCGGCCCCGUGCCCUGCCCUGCCGUCUGCUGGUGAGGCCAUGGACGCCGAUAGUGGGGACAGUGUGGUUCCCCCUGCGGGCCAGAUGCAGAACACCCCUGCAACCCCACCGGCUGUGGUGACUGCAGCUGCCGAGGGAACGGCCGAACCUCGCCAUGGCCAGACGGGUCCUUCACCUUCACCUGCUGAUCCUCCACUGCAGUGGGAGGCCACACUCCAGGUGCUGCUGGCGCAGUUUGCUUCCCUGACUCAGCAGGUGGCUGAGCUCCAUCAUCGGAUCACCCCACUCCUUGACCGGCAACCACCCCCUCCUGACCAGUGUUUGCUGAGUGACCACUUUGCCCUGGAGACGACCAUCCCGAUCCAGCCUGCCCCUGCUGUGUCCCGGAAGCGGUUGGCUGUCCCUGCUGCCCGGAUGCCGCGCCUCGUUGCCGAAGUCGGGGCGUGGUACCAUACUGUGAAGGGAUCCUUUACCGACGCCGCCUCGCUGUACCACGGCCUGCUGGACACCGUCGAGAGUUUUGUUGCAGCUGGCAGGGCCCCUCCAAGGCCCGCCAAGCGCCGCCUGCAGACCUACGCCUCGGACCCGGCUGUCUCCAACUGUCAGCGCACCCUUGCCUCGUACCAUCGGCGCUGGCAGCAGGACCCAGCCGAUCGGGCUGCCCGCGAUGCCAUGGUCGCUGUGGCGCGCCACCUCACUGAACUCAGACAAGAGGCCCGGGUGAGAGGGAGGACCAAACGGCUGGUGAGUGACUCUGACCCUGCGGGCCGGGCCCAGGACCUGAUGCGCCAGUGGCAGAGGGCCUCCUCCCUUGGUGGUCUCCCUGCACAACACCAGGCCGAACUUGCCCGCCACAGGGAGCGGCGGAUGGCCCUCGUUCAGCACCACGUCACACUUCUGGAUGACACAUGUGUCCCCAUUACCCACGAUGAACUCCUUCUUGCCGUCAAACAUGGCUAG
Messenger RNA from Eriocheir sinensis (Chinese mitten crab), 1188 nucleotides. RefSeq names its product calphotin-like. NCBI's taxonomy places the organism in Eukaryota, Metazoa, Arthropoda, Malacostraca, Decapoda, Varunidae. The coding region runs from base 16 to 1188 and encodes 390 amino acids. The transcript has 3 exons. The record is from RefSeq and is a predicted model, not a curated record.